Messenger RNA from Nicotiana tabacum (common tobacco), 981 nucleotides. RefSeq names its product E3 ubiquitin-protein ligase RGLG1-like. Gene Ontology annotation, cellular component: nucleus. NCBI's taxonomy places the organism in Eukaryota, Viridiplantae, Streptophyta, Magnoliopsida, Solanales, Solanaceae. Gene Ontology annotation, biological process: protein ubiquitination. The record is from RefSeq and is a predicted model, not a curated record. Gene Ontology annotation, molecular function: ubiquitin-protein transferase activity.
AUGGCCUCACCUAUCGACAACAAAGCUGGUCUUCAAGAUGAGAACAACAACUUGACACCCAGUACCGAAAGACCACUGGUCAAUGCUGUUGGAGCUCGAAUCGAAGUGUUGAUAGAUAUCAAUUUGCAUGUGGCCAUUGAGAAAGCCGUGGAUCCACAAAAUGAAAGUUGUGCCUUCGACCUUCUCGAGUCUUCGAACUUAAUUGUUGGGAUCGAUUUUACCAAGAGCAAUGAGUGGAGUGGUGCAAGGUCAUUUCAAGGGAAAAGUUUGCAUUACAUCGGGGAUAAUCAGCAAAAUCCAUAUGAACAAGCAAUAUCUAUAAUUGGAAGAGCACUAUCAGAAUUUGAUGAGGAUAACCUGAUUCCUUGUUAUGGAUUUGGUGAUGUCUCGACGAGUGACCAACACGUCUUCAGUUUCUAUCCUGAUGGAAAAUUCUGUAAUGGGUUCGAGCAAGUACUGAGUCGAUAUAGACAAUUAGUUCCUCAAUUACGCCUUUCAGGACCUACAUCGUUCGCUCCUAUUAUUGAAAUGGCAAUCAGUAUUGUGGAGCGAAGUGGUGGCCAGUACCAUGUUUUAUUGAUAAUCGUGGAUGGACAGGUUGGGAAUGGAAACGUUACAAGAGAUGCGCGUGACAGAUUAAACCCUCAAGAGAAGAGAACAAUUGAAGCAAUUGUGAAAGCAAGUAAAUAUGCCUUGUCUAUUGUUGUAGUUGGGGUUGGAGAUGGGCCGUGGGACAUGAUGAGGGAAUUCGAUGACAAUAUACCUGCUCGAGCCUUUGACAAUUUCCAGUUUGUUAAUUUUACGGAUAUCAUGUCAAAAAAUGCAGACAGGUCCAGGAAAGAAGCAGAGUUUGCCUUGGCAGCAUUGAUGGAAAUACCUUCUCAGUACAAGGCAACUCUCGAGCUGAACAUUUUGGGUGCUCGUCGAGGGCUGGAAACUAACACGAUUCCUCUUCCCCCUCCUCCCUGUGGUGCAAUUUAG